AUUUUUAUAACUAUCCAAGUCUGGUCUGAUCUGGUCCGGUAUGGUCUGGUCUGAUCUGGUCUGUGAAGAAUUACAGUCCGGUUAAAAACAUCCUUAGUAAUAAAAAAUAAAUAGUAUAAUAUGCACGUAUGAAACUUAGUUAAAGAAACAUGUAAUACACAAAUAAUAAGUGGCCUAAUCACGAAACUUAAGCGGGCUGAACCUACAUCAAUCAGUUUCAUAUCAAUGACGGACAAGAUACAAAUAGGUCACGUUUUGGUUGAAAACUCAAACCUUGGAUAUUCUUGUCAACUUGGAUAUUCUUGUCAAUAUUGAAUUAUGGGAUUUUAUAAUAUCAACCUUUUGUAUUCUGUAAUCAAUGGUUUGCACUCAAACAAUUACAAAAACUCCACCGUACCAAAUAUGAGCCACUGAUUAGAAAUAUAAAAUUUUCACUCCUCGGGCACUUAAAUUAGCUUCUCAUGUACUCCCUCUAUCCCCUAAUUAAGUUACCACUUUCCUUUUUAAGCAGUCCCUAAAUUAAAUUCACACUUUCUUACUUUCCUUAUUUAGCAAAUAAUCUAUAUCAAAACAGUGUCAAAAAGUGCAAAACAGUGUGAAACUGUGUUUGAACAGUGCAAAACAGUGCACUUCACAGUAAAGUCAAAUUUAUUUUUUUAUUACAUGUAUGUAUGUGAAGUCAAACCGGGAACUUAAUUGGGGGACGGAGGAAGCAAAUUUCUAAUGACCAUCCCGGCCCAUAUAGGGGUGGACUCGGGUCCGGGCUGGGUCCGGGUCGGGCCUAGGCCCGGGCGGGCCGGCUGUUCAGGAAUGGUGGACCCGGGACCGGCCCGGGUAGCCAUCGGGUCCGGUCCAUGUCCGGUCCGGGCCGGGCCGGGCCUCCGAUUUGGGUUUUUUUUCUGCUUUCCUAACCCCCCCCUCACCCCCCCACCCUCUCAAACCCCCCAAACCCCUCCUAACCUUAUCAACCUCGCACGGUCUCAAUCGGUCCAUACCACCGCGGGAAACCGCAUCUGAAGGCGAUGGAGGAGCACAAGUGGAGGUUCUUGGCAAGAGCGAUAGCCAGGACGGGCGUGGGUUUGGAUCGCCUCAUAAAUGGGGUCAAGGUAUUAGAAACACAGGCCAGAGCAUCGUAUUCUGAGGCUAUCCUCAAUGACAAACCUAAUGAGUUCGUAGAGAUGUUGGUUCUUGAUGGGAUCUUUGUGAUUGAAAUACUUCGGGGAUUCAGCGAAGUGGUUCCCUUUGACAAAGACGACCUCUUGGGAUCAAUGCAAUGGAUGCGUUGCCGUCUCCGCGACGACUUUCUCUGCCUCGAGAACCAAAUACCAUAUAUCGUGCUCCAGAAAUUGUACCAACUUACUGAAAUGAAAGGCAGGGAAUGGUUGCCCAGCAGGAGAAUGCCUACUCUGUCCCAAACGGCCUUGCACUUAUUCAAAAUUUCUGAUGAAACCGGAAGAGACCCGGAAACGAUCCGCGGUGCUUUGGGUUGCGACAUUGAAGGGCUUCAUCUUCUUGAUUUAGUCCGGAAAAGUUAUUUCCCGCAGCAGAAGCAGAAACCAACGGUUUCAGCUUCGGGAAACCCGCCGAGUGGAGCCGAAAAUGUGUUGUCAGUUUGGGACUGUUUGCGGACCAAAGUACCGAACAUCCGGAGCAUCUCGAAGCUGAGGCGAGCCGGAAUCGUGGUGAAGCUGAGGGUGCACCAAGAUUGUGAGAGGAGUUUCCUGCCGGUGAAAUUCAAGCGGGGAGUGAUCUGGAUGCCGCUGCUAGAGCUGGAUGACACUAUGUGCGCGAUCUUGCUGAACUUCAUUGCGUUCGAGCAGUGCUACAAGGGGACAGACAAGCGCAUGUCGGAGUACGUUAAGUUUCUGCACUGCCUCAUAGACAUGCACGAGGACGUGGAUCUGUUGUGCGAGGCCGAGAUCUUGCGCCACCACUUUGGGUCGCAGCGUGAGGUGGCGGAGUUUGUGAACCGCCUGGGGAUGGCGGCGGAGGUCGAUAACACCAAAAGCUAUUUGAGAGACGUGUACGUUGGAGUGGACGAGCACUACAAAAACAAAUUCCACGUUUACUUGGCCGAGGUCAGAGACACCCACUUCCGAUCUCCCUGGACCGCCCUGUCUCUGUUAGCUGCCCUGAUUGUCCUUGCUCUCACCGUGGGUCAAACCAUUUACACCAUCUAUCCUUAUUAUCACCCACACGAAGAGAAGCAUUCCAUAGCACCACCACCAAAACCAUAUCCUUAAUCCUAUUUUGAAAACUCAACAUUAGGAUUUUUAUUUAUGUAUUUAAAUAUGUUUUAGUUCAAUUUGGAGUAAUUUCUUGGAAACAAAAUACUCCCUCUCUCUCCAAUUAUUGUUCUAUUUUUCCAUUUUUGAAUAUCCUUCUAUUAUUAUCUCAUACAGAGUACUAUCCUCUGUUCCAUAAAAGUUGCAACAAUUUGACUUUCACGUUUGCCAACGCGCA
This is a messenger RNA of Cuscuta europaea, 2463 nucleotides long. Lineage: Eukaryota; Viridiplantae; Streptophyta; Magnoliopsida; Solanales; Convolvulaceae. The record is from the annotation of a GenBank genome assembly.